GACUUGCAGAAUGUUAAGCAAAUGAUAACUAAAGAAUAUGAACUGUUUGAAUUCCGGCAGACUGAGGUUCCUCCCUUGCUACUUAUUUUAGAUUGCUGCAAUGAUGCCAUCACCCCAUUGCUAAACCAGUGGACAUAUCAGGCCAUGGUCCAUGAACUACUGGGCAUAAACAACAAUCGGAUUGAUCUUUCCAGAGUGCCAGGGAUCAGUAAAGACAUGAGAGAGGUGGUCCUAUCUGCUGAAAAUGAUGAAUUCUACACUAACAAUAUGUACCUGAACUUUGCUGAGAUUGGUUGCAACAUAAAGAAUCUCAUGGAAGACUUUCAGAAGAAGAAACCAAAAGAACAGCAAAAACUAGAAUCAAUAGCAGACAUGAAGGCCUUUGUUGAGAAUUACCCACAAUUCAAGAAGAUGUCUGGGACUGUAUCAAAGCACAUGACAGUGGUUGGAGAGCUGUCUCAGUUGGUCAGUGAGUGGAAUCUGCUGGAGGUUUUGGACGUUGAGCAAGAACUGGCCUGUCAAAAUGACCAUUCUAGUGCUCUCCAGAAUGUAAAGAGGCUCCUGCAGAACCCCAAAGUAACAGAGUUUGAUGCGUGCAGCCUGGUGAUGCUUUAUCCUCUACAUUAUGAGCGACACAGCAGCAAUAGCCUACCAGUUAUGAUGGACCUUAGGAAUAAAGGUGUUUCUGAGAAGUAUCGAAAGCUUGUGUCUACAGUUGUUGAAUAUGGUGGUAAACGGGUCAGAGGAAGUGACCUCUUCAGCCCCAAAGACGCUGUGGCUAUUACCAAACAUUUCCUCAAAGGAUUGAAGGGAGUAGAAAAUGUAUAUGCUCAGCAUCAGCCUUUCUUACAUGAGAACCUGGACCAUCUCAUCAAAGGAAAGCUUAAGGAAAACCUGUAUCCUUAUCUAGGCCCCAGCACACUCAGAGACAGACAUCAGGAUAUCAUUGUGUUUAUAAUUGGAGGAGCCACCUAUGAAGAGGCUCUAACAGUUUAUAACCUGAACCGCACCACUCCCGGAGUGAGGAUUGUCCUGGGGGGAACCACUGUGCAUAACACGAAAAGAUUCCCAGAUGAAGUUCUUGCUUCUGGACUGCACAGCCGAAGCAAGGACAGCUCUCAAGUUACAUCAAGGUUAGCAAGCAGAAGAUGAAAUGGUGAUAGAGAGGUAGCCUGCUGAUUCCUGAACUGUUGGCACAGACACCAAGACUCCAGUGGUGAGUUGAGAAUAAGUCUGAGCCCAUUCCAAC
Lagenorhynchus albirostris (white-beaked dolphin) is the source of this 1249-nucleotide messenger RNA. RefSeq names its product vacuolar protein sorting-associated protein 45-like. NCBI's taxonomy places the organism in Eukaryota, Metazoa, Chordata, Mammalia, Artiodactyla, Delphinidae. Gene Ontology annotation, cellular component: Golgi membrane. The record is from RefSeq and is a predicted model, not a curated record. Gene Ontology annotation, biological process: intracellular protein transport; vesicle-mediated transport.